Molecule: messenger RNA, 2627 nt
Organism: Zootermopsis nevadensis
Lineage: Eukaryota; Metazoa; Arthropoda; Insecta; Blattodea; Termopsidae
Product: pseudouridylate synthase RPUSD1
Biological process (GO): enzyme-directed rRNA pseudouridine synthesis
Molecular function (GO): pseudouridine synthase activity; RNA binding
Source: RefSeq, a predicted model, not a curated record
GCCUGCAGAGGGCAAUACAGCUUUAGCAUUUCUGUAGCACUGCCGGCCAUUUUCAGUCCUGUAUGGAUUUUUAAGGGGGAAUUUCUUGUAAUAAGUUAUCUAUUUUAAUCUUAAAGGUCCUUGGUAGGUAUCAUAUUUAACGUUGAAUAACGUUUAUAAAAUCAUGGUACACUCGACGUUAACUAAGAUGUAACGUUGGUGUGUAACUUCUUCAAACGCUAAUAACUCGAGACCUAUGUAAGAUAGAGAAUAUAAACCUGUAUGUAAAUUAAAGAGUAAAGUGCUUUUUCUACAUAAUGUUUACUUUAUUCUAUAAUGCAUAUUUAACACAUUUUUGAAAUAAGUACCCAAAACUUGUAAUAACUAUUCCCUCGUUCCUUCAACCGCUUGCCACGUCUAAAGCGGAGGAGUUAGAUCUGGACAGAUUGCGAGAGAAAUACGUAAAUAAGCACGAGCUUUUGAAAUUUGCAAACAGAUUUCUGCUAACUCUUACUGUUUAGGAGUUUUGGCCAUUUAUUUGGUAACAAAGAACGGUUCUAGAGUGAGUGUGUUGAAUACAUGACCACACUAUGUUCAGCAAAGGUCCUUCAGUUCAAUUUACAGUGAAGCCCAGAUUAUCAAUAUACAGAUAGUGAUAAAUGGAACAUGUAAUUGAACUUCUUAUAAGACUAUUCAUUUAUAAAUUUGAUAAUAUCUGGCGUGAAUGGGUGUCGGCUGUCGGAGAAGAAGGUAGAAGAUCCUUGAACUUAUCGCCAUUGAACGAAGUUGAAGUCUUAUAUAGAAGUCGGAACUUUUUGGUGAUAAAUAAAAGGCAUGAUAUUGUAAUAAACAGUGAUGAUCCAACAGUUAAGGUAUCAUUGCAGUUACAGCUUCGAGAGUUGUUUCCAGAUUUGGUAAAUCCAAACUUACAACAUGACUUCUAUUUUGUGCACAGACUAGAUUAUGCAACUAGUGGUAUAAUUUGCAUAGCAUUACACAAGAAAGCAUGUUCUGCAGCUACAGUUGCUUUUAGUGAAAGGAAAACAAAGAAAUACUACUUGGCACUGUUACGUGGUCAUGUAGCUUGUGAAAUUAUGGACAUAUAUAAACCAAUUGGAGAAGACAGUGAACAGAAAAGUGGUAAUCACCGCAUGUGUACUGCAUCAGAUCCACAUUGCAUAUCUCCCAGAUCUGCACAUACACGGAUGUUGGUGCUGCAGCUUGGAUUUUAUGAUCAGUACCCAGCAACGAAAGUAUUACUUAGGCCAGUCACUGGCAGAAGGCAUCAGCUUCGAGUCCAUUGUGCAGACAUUGGUCACACAAUUGUUGGCGACUAUACUUACAGUAAUCGACAGGAUGUGCUUCCUCACAGAAUGUUUCUACAUGCUUUCAGGUUGAUCCUUGUGAACACUGUGGAGCCAUUGACUUUGCAAACGGUGGAUCCAUUUUCCAGUGACAUUGCUGCCAACAAAUGGACUCCUGUGGAAACCCUGAAUAGUACUGACAGUUCAUCAUUCUCGAAACUUGAUAUAGAAGGGGACUCCUGAUAUUAAGGAUAGAAUUGUCCUGCUUGGUCUGUUGCUGUUUGUGUUCCAAAGCUGUGAGUUAGGAGAGCAUAUUUUUGUUAUUUAUGUAUUUUAUACAUCAACAUUUUCCUUGUAGAUGUUGGUGCUGAAGGAUUAACAAGCAUACAGUUGGUGUGAUGCAUUUUAGAAUUUUUAAAGACUUGAAAUUGUACCAUGUUUCUAGGAUUUAAUUCACUGCGGCAUAGCAGACCAAUGCUCAGGAGGAAGCCCUUGGUAUGAUCAGUAUUGAUUAUGUCAGAAGCCACUCUGAAAGCUGGCCAUACCUGCUUUGAUGUUAGAAGAUAAAUUAAAAAGUUAGGAUAAUAAAGUGAUAACUUUCAAUCAAUUUUUAAAUGUUUCCAGCACCUACUGCAUCAGUGUACUGUUGUAUCACUGAAGCUAACUACUGGUGUUCCCUUUGAACAGCAUGUUUUGAUUGUGUUAAGUUUACAUCUGUGCUGCCUCACUAUACUUUACAGUUUGAAAUAUAAAAUGAAAAAGCAAUGUAUUUUCAUUGGAUGAACUGUAUUAUUUCCUCUGGAAAUGUGUUAGACUUUGUUGUAUAUCAGUGAUAUUUCAGUGUGGGGUGAAGAUUCUUAAGACCUUAUGAUAUAAUAGUAACCUUAUGACAUAUGUAGUUAAUGUGACUAUCACAUAUAUUCCCAGUAGUGCAAGAUUCCAAAUAGACACAACUACAAGAUUUAAUACUCAUGAAGGGAGAACAAAAGAAUGGCUGUUGUUUUGAUUCUCUGUAUUCCUCUGAACUUGAAUAUGAAGGUAAGUCGAAAAGCAGUGACAUUUAUGAAAGUAUGACAGUUCAGUAUGGCAAUCAGUAUGUAAGCCAAAGGAAAGCACAUGAAACUAUUUAAAGGAGGGCAUAGAAAUGUUAAUGUAUGUUCUGGGUGGUCAUUAACUAUAAAGGGUUAGAUUAAUGGGCCUAUUUGGGACAAGCAAAGAACACUGAUGAAACUGCAUCUGAAUUGAGUCAGGAAAUUUUGGAACUGUAAGUUUCUGCAUUGGAAAAUGGGGCAUGUAGAAAAAUAAGAUAUAUUUCAAACUUUGUAAUAAAAUGCCUCUAAAUUU